Messenger RNA from Geosmithia morbida, 897 nucleotides. RefSeq names its product 8-oxo-dGTP pyrophosphatase MutT, NUDIX family. Bases 1 to 897 code for a protein of 298 amino acids. The record is from RefSeq and is a predicted model, not a curated record. The transcript has 2 exons. Lineage: Eukaryota; Fungi; Ascomycota; Sordariomycetes; Hypocreales; Bionectriaceae.
AUGCCACCCAGAAUCCUAGUCACGUUCAUGCGCAGGGCAUGCGUGAACCCUCCCCUUGGACGAGCCUUGGCCAGCACAGACGCCAGCCGAGGAGCCAUGAGAAAACGCUCCGUGGUGGGAAGCUUCCUAUUCCGACGACUCGAUGACGGGACGCCGCAUGUAGCUCUAUUCAGGCGCAGCGCCAACGUGAAUACAUACCAACACAAAUACGCCGCCGUAUCAGGAGGCAUUGAAGCCGAGGACGCCACCCCUCUGGACGCUGCACUCCGUGAAAUCAACGAAGAGACGCGCCUUACUGCUAAUUCAGUUGAGUACCUGUGCAGUGGUGUGCCGUGGUCCUUCUUCGACGAGUCGCUCAACUACCAGUGGAGCGUGUACCCUUUUGCGUUCUCGUGGCCGGUCGAGGCCGAGGCGCGGGAAGAGCUGACCCUGGGUCCCGAACAUGAAGGGUACGCUUGGUUCAAACCGAACGAGCUGAAGGAGGAGGACCUUUCGGGCGGUAUACUCGAUAGUUUGCGUCGCGUAUGGCCCACGGGUGAUUUGGCCGAUAUCGAUGUGCUGGGGCGGUACUGUCUUGGCGAGGGGGCGACGGAUGCCCGGCGGGAUGCAGACGCUGCGUUUGACGUCUUCAGAGAGACGGUCGGAAAUCUCAAUGCCGAAUCCGAGGGGUGGUGGACACACGUCCGUCUUGCGGCAUGGCACGUCUGGAACUACAGUGAUGAGAGUAUCCGUGCUACCCUGCUGGGUCGUCUCGUGAAUGGUCUGAAGAAGAUCGAGGGCCUUCCAAGGGAACCGGCACUGCAGCAACGGGUCGUCAGCGUGCUGGGGGACGUUGGAGGAGGGGCGUCGACGCAAGAUGCUGAGACCAUAUUUGCUGGUCUUUGGGAAAAGAUAUAG